Messenger RNA from Aureobasidium musti, 1827 nucleotides. The record is from the annotation of a GenBank genome assembly. NCBI's taxonomy places the organism in Eukaryota, Fungi, Ascomycota, Dothideomycetes, Dothideales, Saccotheciaceae.
AUGGACUUUCCCCAACUGAAAACAUGGCUGCGAUUACCUGUAUCCUCAAUAUACGAUAUAAAGUUCUAUCCUUACUCAGAGCUGGGCGAGGAUCCCAUCUUCGCCGCCGUGGCAGAAAGAAAGAUCUACAUAUGCAAGCCGGUCGGCAAGUCAGCUACCUCCAAGACUAACAAUCUGGAUAUCUUGACUGCGAUCGAAGACCCUGAUGAACACUCUUCUCUCAACAGCGUUGCAUGGUCAGUCGACAUUGAUACUGGCGAGCCCCUCGUCUGUGUCGCUGGAUCUGGAUCANAAAACAUCAAAAUCUUCAAUGUGGUCACAGGAGAGGUGGUUCGGCUGGGAACUGACAUACUAAAAGNNGCCAUCAAUGAUCUGGUCACAUCACCUGUUUCGCCACAGAUUCUGGCCUCGUGCUCGGGCGACUACACAAUUCGAAUAUGGAACCUGGAUGCUCGCUAUCGCAAGCAGCCAUGCGCAGCGAUAUUCUCGGGAGAAGGUCAUAGGCAGACGAUUCUCUCCAUCGUUAGUGUGCCUGCUUCUGUUUCCGUGCAACGCUUACAAGCAGCAGNNGCUUUCCAUGACAACGGUAGGUGGCUGUUAAGUGGUGGGCAGGAUACGAUGAUCUGCUUGGUAAGUACCAUUUUUGUUGGGAAGGAUACAGAGUCAUUGCUUACCCAUGCAGNNUGGAGCCUCCCACCCGUGCCCGACGAGAAUGCAGGCACGGAUAAGCCGACGGUGGUCGUCUAUCCCCACUUUGCCAGUAUUGGCAUGCACUCAGACUACGUAGACUGUGUCAGAUUCUGGGGUGACCUCGUCCUAUCUAAAGCAUCUACAGGAAACAACAUCAAAGUAACCAGAGGAGAGAUCAUGCUUUGGAAGAUCGAUGGAUUUUUCUCGGGUGACGACAACCCACCUGAACCACCCAUGCCUGGAUACGGACGUCCGACACGUUCUGCCUUCGGCGACGGUUUCCAACGACUUUACACCUUCGACAUGACCAACGUGGAACCAUUCUACAUGCGGUUCGGCCUCUUCAAAGAAAUUGGCUACCGCCCUGUGCUUGUCAUGGGCAACAUCAAGGCUCGCUUCUAUUUCUGGGAUCUGCAGAAGUUCGAGGCGCGCCGCUCUGGUGCCAAAGAUCCAAAUUCUGUCGUGAAGGAAAAUCAGCGAAUCAGAGAUAUACUCGAUCAAAACUACAAGAAGAAGAAAAAGACUGUCGGUCAAGUUCACAAUGACAACAACAAUGCUGCCGGUCAAGUCCUGACUAUCAACACACGAGCCAGUAGUGUCACUAAGAGCGACACCAGCGACAAGAUCAACCCGCUAGUUUUAAGAACAACAAGCGGAAAAGAGGAGAUCUCAUNNCAAAAGGUCUUGGUCAACAACACAACGAGGGCGAGUAGUGCUAACAGCGACUUGACUCGAGCAAGCAGUUGCAUGANNCCAAGCAGUCUGGAGGUAUGUGAUUCAACCAAAUCGACGUCUCCAAGUAAGCUUCUAACUUGUUUAAUAGUUUCGCUAAUACCUCGUUCCUCACUUGCGAUCCCUGGCCCUACAUCGGUACCCGCGAUCAAGCCAGCCACGACCCCGGACUCAAUGGAUCAGAACACUUCCAGACCUACCCCUGAAACAGCAGAUCUCAAGCCAGAGAUACCUCCCAGAAGCAUGAGAAACUACAUUAGACACGCCGCUCAUAAGACGACGGUAGUCAACUGUCCCAUCGACUUCGCAUGCAGAGCGAUUGAUUGGAGUUUCGAUGGCAAAUGGUGUGUUGGGGUCGGUGAUCACGGCAUGAUUGCAAUAUUCGGCCGUUGGUUGGAUAAGUGA